AAUCUCGACCUCUCGAAUCGAACACGCGACCAACAACACAAGGUAAAAACCCUAGAAUUUCUGUUGUUCAUUUCGGGAAUUGAUGGAGGGUUUGAAAGAAUGCGAGGCAAAUUUGGUAGUGCAUUUGCACCCGUCGAAGGCUAAAUCCGUGAGCGAAGCCAUAUUCAGCGAGCUCAGCAAUCUGCUCUUCACGUACAGUGAAACUUUUGGAGGAGUUGUAUUAGCUUAUGAUCCGAAUAUUCGUAGUAACUUGGGAAAAGUUUUACCUGGAAUUCAUCCUCAUUUGGGAGUUAGUUUGAAAGCUAGAUUGUUGCUUUUCAAUCCCAAGCCUAACAUGCUCCUUGAGGGAGAGGUGGUUAAAAUUACUCCACAGUCAAUUCAUGCUGUGGUUCUUGGGUUUUCUUCCGUUUUUAUCGGAGACGAAGACAUUCGCGACGAUUUCAAGCAUAAAAUUAAAAGUGGGAAGGAAGAAUACAUCAGUCAAUCUGAUAAGAAACAUAAGAUAAAAGUCGGGACUAUUCUACGCUUCGUUGUCAAAAGCUUCGACGAAGGUAUACUUCACAUAGUGGGAUCAAUUGCCGAUGACCGUACUGGGUGCGCUCGAUGGAUGGAUAAAAAUUCGGAUAAAUGGACUCAAUCCGAUAGUACCACUAAAAAGACGAAAAAUGUACACGGAGAAGGUUUUCAAUCUUAGUCGAAAGUUGGCGUAAACUCCACAGGAUUUUAAGGAUCUUCGAGGAAAGAGGCUCCGUGUUUUAAAGAUUGUGCUUUGUGAAUACUUCGUUUUGUUGGAUGUGGAUCAAAUUCAAAUGACUGACAUUACUCGGUGCUUGUAUAUGGAUCGGGACACGACAAAAGGUGGAGGUAGUAAAUUGAUUAUCAUCAUGCAACUACCCAUUGUUGUGCAAAAGAAUGCUCUGCAAUUAGCAAUCCCUUUUUUUUUUUUUUAUAUAUAUAUAUAAUUUAUAUAUUGUAAUAACUCCCAACUCAACGAGUUAAUAUUUGUUAUGAUUAUCGAUUGAUCAAAUCAUAGUUUCUUUCGUACACUGCAUCAGUUUGUAGGGAGCUUUGUCAAAGUGGAGUAUCGUAGAAUUAGAUUUCGGUUUGUCUGAAACAUCGAACAUGGAAAAUUUAGAGACUUAAGAGCGGUCCUAUUUGCUUUUGCUUUUGCUGAACAAAGUUUUUUCAGCUCCAGCUAGCAACUUUUUUUUUCCGGGUCCACCAGAGAGAGGUGCAAACAUUUAGAGGUCGUAUUAUUUACGAAAUUAUAUUUAUUAACGUUGAUGCUUCAUUCAA
This is a messenger RNA of Erythranthe guttata (spotted monkey flower), 1296 nucleotides long. The record is from RefSeq and is a predicted model, not a curated record. Lineage: Eukaryota; Viridiplantae; Streptophyta; Magnoliopsida; Lamiales; Phrymaceae.